Molecule: messenger RNA, 960 nt
Organism: Talaromyces marneffei
Lineage: Eukaryota; Fungi; Ascomycota; Eurotiomycetes; Eurotiales; Trichocomaceae
Exons: 1
Coding region: 1-960 (319 amino acids)
Source: RefSeq, a predicted model, not a curated record
AUGUCCUACACCCGCGAGGACUACUUGAGAGUGCCAAACCCUUCCCUAUUUAUCUAUGAAAGACGGAGCACAUUCACUCAAAAUCGGAAGUGGGCUCCGAUCGAUUCAAUCCAAAUGUGGGAUGAAUUUUCGUCUUUCCUAGACACGUAUAGGGAAAGAUUAAACCGAGCAAUCGAGCCUGAUUCUCUAAUCAGUUUGUCCGAAGAAACGGCAUUCAAUCGCAUAUACGAUGAAGCUGGCUUGACAUUAAUCCAUGGGACGAGUAUCAUCAUGCCAGUCUGCAAAGCACUUCCAGAUGAUACGUACGUCACGACAGGAGGAGAGAUGAGCACUCUCAACCCAGAUCUUCGACCUGAUUGGGGGGCAACUAGGGUGAUUGAUGGCUCACCUCGCCACAUCGUAUGCGGCGAAACCAAAAUCGGUUGGGAUGUUGUCGCGGCUGUCAAAAUGAUCCAACGUCAUCCAGAUGGAUAUGACAACGCAGAAGGCGCUGAUCUUGCCCUACCAUUUGAGCAGCUGCAACAUUAUUGCUUGGGGUUCAAUGUUCCAUUUGGCUUCAUCUUGACAGAGGAGUAUUUAGUAUGUUGUCAAAUAACAUUAGAGCCCGAUAUUAAACGCUCCCCUCGGCCGAAAAGGACGACCGCGAAAUAUCGUCAUAAUCGUAUGCAAUCUUCCUCAACGACCUCCACUGGUCUAGAGACGAGUUUAAGUGACAUGUCUUUUGAACCGUCCUCGACUUUUCGGAAUGUUGGACCAAUGAAAGUAGCGAUUGACCGAUGGAGUCCGCUAGGGCAAACGGGUGAACUACCGAUCAAAGUGUCUCUAUGGCUCCUCAUUAUGAAAGCACGGAAUCACAACGGGUUAAAGGUUGAAGAUACAGAUGAUCAGAUGAAUGUUUACAGUGAAGGCCAAGGAGCAUCACAGAGAAAGGAGAAAGGUAAGAGAAGAGAAAGAUACUAG